AUGGCCCGCCCGCCCGCCGCCGCGAACCUCAAGCGCAAGCGGAAGCGCCGCCGCCGCCCCAAGGCUGGCAAGGGCGCGGCCACCGACUUGCCCGACUUCUUCUCCAACCUCCCCGACGACGUCGUGCUCGCCAUCGCCAACCGCCUCCCGACCCGCCUCGCCGUCACGCUCUCCGUCCUCGCCCGCCGCUUCCGCCACCUCCCCACCCUCUACACCCGCCUCGACUCCCUCAGGUUCUCCGGGCCGGCCUCCCCGGUCCCGCUGCCCGCCGGCCAGCCCAAGCUCCUCCGCCGCCUCGACAUCGCCCCGCCCAAACGAAUCAAGCCCUCAGCCCUCCGCCACGUCAUCAACGCCGCCGCCAACCACGGCCUCUCCGAGCUCGCCGUCCGCCUGCACCGCCGCGUCUGCCUGCCCAAGAAGGUCUUCGCCAUCCGCUCUCUCGCCGUGCUAUCCCUCAACACCUGCAGCGUGCCGCCCCUCCCCGCCGUCGCCUGCGCCCGCCUCCGGACGCUCAAGCUCCACCGCGUCUACAUCAAACAGGUGGUCCUCACCGCCAUCCUCUCCGCGGCGACCGGGCUCCACACGCUGGAGAUGGUACACUGCACGGGCUUGGACGCCGGAUGCACGGUGGAGUCGUUGACCGUGAGGAGCUUCUUGUUCAUGCCCAACGUGAAGCAGCGGCAGGUCACGCUGAGAGCGCCGGGGCUGAGGACAAUCACGCUUCACACGCGACCCAAGACGCAGAAGGUGCACCUGGAGCCUUCGCCGGAUGUCAGCAAGGCAUACCUGCACGUCGCCAAGUCCCAGGAAAAGGUUCUCUUCAGGAUGCGGCCGUUCUUGGAUGCUGCCACAGGGCUAGCUUCCCUCACGCUCAGAGGCAUUGCUGUGAAGUUGUUAGCUGGUGAAUAUAAAGAUAUUGCAAAGUUGCCAAUUACAUUUGAAGGGUUGAGGAUAUUGUCAGUGAGCUUAGAUUUCUCGCGUGAAUCAGAAGCUGUUUUCCUGGUGAAGCUGCUUCAGAGCUGUCCUAGCCUACAGCAGUUGACCGUCUCGGCUGCUGAAAAUAAGAAGACAGAGGCGUCCUUUAGUUUUGCUGAUCACAAGAAGAUGCUUGCAAAGGCAUCAUGCCUAACUAAUAGCCUGUUGAAGAUCAAGUUUCUUGGGUUCAAGUCUGGAGAAUAUGAGAAGGACCUCCUCGUUUUCCUAUUAAAUCGAACCAAUAAGCUGAAGAAGAUUGGGGUGCAGUUUCCAGAAAGCGAAGAAGCCGCUGUGAAGUGGGCUUUAACUGUGAGGCCAGCCCCAAUCGAGAGAAGAUCUACUCUGUUCAACAAGGGCUACCUGCAGUUGGAGUAUACUCGAUAG
Messenger RNA from Triticum turgidum subsp. durum (durum wheat), 1359 nucleotides. The record is from the annotation of a GenBank genome assembly. Lineage: Eukaryota; Viridiplantae; Streptophyta; Magnoliopsida; Poales; Poaceae.